UAUCUCAAUACCCUUACUAUCUAAUUAGACGUAGAAAUGAUCACUCACCCUAACUAUAGCGGAUUGAGGGAUUUGAAGAUUAUCUCGGCUUGGACAAACUGUCAUCAUGACCUCCGAUGAUCUUGACAAUUUUUUUUUUGUAAGGGUAGAUUAUACAUACACCUGGAUCCAGAAAUUCUCACGAGUCAAAGGAACUGUUAAUGGGUUGCUCCAGACGCUUAAGAAUGACAAUACUAUUCUCAUAAGACCACGGGGCACUCGUCAACACCCUACUCCUCCAAUUCUUUAAUGUCAACCAGGCCUCGAAGCAUGCACCAACCAUGCAUGGUAUAUAUCUCAGCUCUAAAUAGUAGUAAUCUUCACCGAUAUAUAGAACUCGUCCAACCACUGAGAAGUUAGUUUGGGAUCGAAAAGUUUAGGUCUGACAGCGCCUCCUCCACAUUCACUUCUUCCAACAGCAUGCAGCUUUUCCAUUGAUCAACGAGAUCGAGCUCAAUUGGACAUAGUCAAAGUGAUCGCCGUCAUGCAAAACCCAGAAAAGUGUUUUAAAAGCCGGCCUCGCUCUUCAGGGUCUCUGAAACACAAACCCAUCAAAUUGCUGCGCGGAAGGAAAAACAAAUGGAGAAAUUAAGGGACGCACUUAAGAUCGGUUAUGAAAAUGAAAAUAGAAAGAAACAGAUUGAACUUCAGGCUUUAGACUCUGGAUUGAGUGGUAAUGAUUAUGACAAGUCAAAAAGUCAUAGAAUUGAUGGGAGAAUGGAUAAAAUAAAGGGAAAAGGUGUUCCUAAGUAUCAGAAAAAGGGAGACCCUGAGGAUUCAUCUGAUAGUGAUAGUCUUGGAGAGAGCACUGGAAGGGUAAAAAAAAAGAAUAUGAAAGCUCAUAAAGAGACUGAAUCAGAUAUUGACUAUAAGAAGAGGUCAAAGAAAUCAACAAGGAAUGAAGAUUCUGCUGAGAGUGACAGUGGUGGAGAGAGCAUUCAGAGGUUCAAGAACAAAAAGAGCAGGAAAGGGCAUAAAGAUACUGACUAUAAGACGAGGUCAAAGAAAUCAACAAGGAAUGAAGACUCUGCUGAGAAUGACAGUGGUGGAGAGAGCAUUCAAAGGUUCAAGAAGAACAAGAAGGGAAAGAAAUGGCUUAAAGAUACUGAUUCUGAUGGUUCAGAGACAAGGGCAAAGAAAUCAACAAGAACUGACGAUUCCACUGAUAGUGAUAGUGAUGUAGGUGAGUGCACUGAAAGGGUCACUAAAAAGAACGUGGAAGAGCGUAAACAGAUUGAUUCUGAUGGUUCAGAGAUUGACUAUAAGAAGAGGACAAAGAAAUCAACAAGGAAGCACAGAAAAAGUAGGAGGCAUUCUGAAACUGAAGUGAGCUCUCGUUCUUCCUCAGAGUCAGAUUAUGUGGAUGGUGAUCAAGGUGGAAAAAAGCUGUUGCAGCAUGUGUGUCAGGGAGGUGAUAGUAAGUUUUCAAGAUAUGGACAAAAUAGAAGAGAAAGCAGGAAAGAUGGUGACAGACAUGAAAGUGAACACAAAAGAGAUGAUGAACAAAAGUUGAAUGACAAACAUGAAAGGGUUGCAGGAUAUGGAAAACUUAGGAAAAGGCAUGAAGAGGAGAGUUGUAAAGAAUAUGAAUCUUCCAAGAGAACUAGAUAUGAUGAUUCACGUUCUCCUGGUGAUAAGGACAUUUCUAGACUUGGGCAUGAUAUAAAAGAAAGAAUGAAGGAUGGGCAGUCAAGAAAACACAAAAGAGAUGAGGAAAAUUUGAAAGAGAAGCAUGAAAGGGACCAUGUAAAGGUUAGAGAAGGGCAUGAAGAGGGGGUUGGUAGGAAACUGCAUGAGGGAGAUGUAGAAUAUGAACCUCUCAAGAGAGGGAAGUAUCAUGACUCACGCUCUACUGGUGACAAGAACCUUUGUAGAUACAUGCAGGAUAGUGGAGAAAAAAUGAAGGAUGAUGAGAGUCAGGCAAGGAAACACAAAAUAGAUAAUGCUGAUGCUGAUGAUGUGAAACAGAAGCAUGAAAGUGUUGCAGACCAUGGAAGGCUUGGGAAGGAGCAUGGAGAGGAGAUCGAUGGCAGACGCCGUGAGAGGGAUAGAGAUUAUAGUUCUUCAAAGAGAGGAAGAUGUGAUGAUUCGCGCUCUACAGGAAGAAGAAGAAGAUAUGAUGAUGACAUAUAUUAUGAUGAGGGGUCAAAGCAUUGAACAUACAAUGUAUCUCAUAUCAGAUGCCUCAAAAAAUUAGCCAGUGGUAUCAUCUAAUUCAUUUAUUUCAAGUUUCAAUUUCUAAUGUUGGAUAUAUAGUAGCCUUUGUGUUGAAAUCUCAGUUGCUAUAUUUCGAUUACUAAGAUACACGCAUACUUUAUUUUUUAGUUUGAUCAAUUUACAGUACUUCUGUAAAUACAAAUUUCCAUUUUUGGAAAGGCAUAAGAGUUUAUUGAUUUAAAAGUUCUGUGGUUGCACCAUAUCUAGUUUGAGCAGGAGAAUAGAAUAUAUUUUCUUGUGAACUUCGAUUGAAGACUCAUAAUCAGGGAAUUAUAGUUGGUGAUAUGAUUAAUUUGAAAUGAUUUUUAAACCAAUGGUUAAUUAUGUUUUGUUUACUCAAUCUCAUCAACUACGUAGUAUUAUUUCUAAGUUUAACCUUGCAUUAUUUUUCCAGAUUAUGGUUUAAGUUUCACGGGUGUAGUUUAUUAAGCCAUGUGCUUAAAUAUGGGUCUAGGUUGGGGCUUGGAUUGCUGACAGUUUUGUUUAUUUUUAUAGGUAAACUCUGAUAUGGGUCAAGUGGCACGUGGAGUGAAAGCAUGCCUUGCCGUCUUUGUUAUUGCGAAAUGUAGUGUACUUGUUGCCCCUCCAUGAGGGAGUUGUUGCCACAUUCCCUCCCCCGCUUGCUGUUAUAAGAAAGAAAAGGUUCUUGUUCCAAUACACACUUGUACGCUAUGAUACUUGUGUUCUUGCAUUAAUCGACUGCACUGGUUUUUAAGAACAGUUGUGUAUUUAUUGCAUGCCUUUUACCUCUCCUCGCUGCCUCUACAUGAACGGAUGAG
Molecule: messenger RNA, 3035 nt
Organism: Cuscuta epithymum
Lineage: Eukaryota; Viridiplantae; Streptophyta; Magnoliopsida; Solanales; Convolvulaceae
Source: the annotation of a GenBank genome assembly